Messenger RNA from Durusdinium trenchii, 3855 nucleotides. The record is from the annotation of a GenBank genome assembly. NCBI's taxonomy places the organism in Eukaryota, Dinophyceae, Suessiales, Symbiodiniaceae.
AUGAGUAACACUAGGUGGAUGGUCAGCACUCCGUUGCCCGUCCAGGUGGAGCUGGCGCCGGGACCCUUGUCGGAGCUGGUGCAACUCCAUGGAGACUUGAAACUCCGCUCUCCAAGGCUCUUCGACUUUGUGUCCGAGGUGCUGGACCUGCGGUUUCCCUACUUCUCAGAAGACCAGGUGGGUGACAUUGCACGGACCUUCACCACAUUGCAAUACCGCUCAGCGAGCUUUCUGGCGACCCUCCGUCGGGAACUUCCCUUUCGGCUGCACGAGUAUGCUUGGUGGAAUUUGAUUGACAUCGGCGAGAUGUACGUCGUCCUCCAGGUGCAGGAUCGGGAGAUCGCCGAGCGCAUUGCCAAUGAGGUUUACAAGCUGAUCCUCAACAUGAGGUAUAGCUACCCAGCCAAAGCGCUAAGGGUUUUGGCCUUCCUUGAGGUGGGUGACAAGAGGACUCUCCGGCUAUUGGUCAGAAGCGUCCCCCGGAGCAUCUCCUACUUGACCCCGCAGGCCGCAGCGGAAACAAUUGUGGCAUGUGUAAGUUUGGACAUCAAGCCGCAAGAUGUCUUCCACCGGCUCAAGGCUUGGAGGCUCUACUUGGUCCUCAUGAAGAAGCUGAUGCCCAACCUAGGCUCCUUGACGCCAAAGAUGACGUGUGAUGUGGUGGCGGCCUUCGCGAAGGCGGGGCAGAAGGAGUUCCAGUUUGCGCUCCAUGUGGAGGCAGCGGUGGAGCAGCGGCCCUUUAAGUUUCAUGCUGAGCACCUGAUCUCCCUCCUGCGAGACUUCGCCACGCUCCAGCAGCCCUGCCUGAAGCUGCGGCAACAGCUGCUGAAGCGACACCAUGAGUUGCCUGAGUGCACGGUGAGCGGGCUGUGUGCCUUGCCUGAAGCUUUAGCCGGACACCCUGGUGGCGAGAUUCAGGAGGUGGAGCAACAGAUGCUGGAAACUAUGUCGGAGCUGCUGUGCAAACCCGAAGCGUAUCAGCUGCCGAAGGAUGGACGAGUUUUUCGUUCCAAGGAUGAUUUUUGGUGGCAACAAAUGAGGCAGCGGCAUUUCCGUCUGCGUCGCAAGGCCCUGGAAAGGGGCAGUGCGGUGGCGCCAGUACCAGUGGUGAGGGAGGUCGCGGAAGACCUGCAGCUGACGCCUGCGGUGGUCUAUGUGAGUCGAGAGGAAUGUUUGCAAUUGGUCACUGGUUGCGCCAAGAUGGACUGGCAUCAUGAAAAGCUGCUCCAGGGUGCCAGCAGCUGGCUGUGCGAGGGCCGCCGUCAUGCGGAGCUGGAGCCACAUGAGGUUGCGAAGUUCUUGCAGGGCUUCUCAGAUUUGGGCUUCGCACAGCCCUUGCUGCGGGCAUCACUGGAGCACGCCCUUUUGCGGGUGGCUCCUGAGAUGCCGCCAGAUAGCUGCACUUCAGCACUGCAAGGGGCAUUGGAUGUAGGGAUGUCCGUACGCAGCACUGCGGUGCGCUCACUGCUGCGCCGCUGCAGCGCUCGACUUCGGCAACUCUCCGCAGCCGAUGCAGAGCAGCUGCGACAGCUGGCUGCGGUGCUGCUCCAGCAAGCUGAGGCGGAAGUUCUCAGCCAGCACAAGGCGCAGAGGGUUCACUGGGUCGGGGGAGCUGAGAUCAAUCAGAUUCGACCGGAAAGGUCCGAUGAUGAGCCCAAGGAGCGACAUCAGCAUGGGCAGCAUGAGCCCAAGCGAGGCGACCUGGUGCAAGCUGCUCGGAAUGGGACCCUUGAAAUGGUGCGCUCAUUCCUGGCCGAAGCUCAGCCGGGCGAUCUCGAGCGGAAGGGUCGUGGUGGUCGUACUGCACUCCACAACGCAGCACAGAAGGGCCGCGGGCCCGUGGCAGAGCUGCUGUUGGCCGCACGCGCCAACGUGCAUGCCACAGACCAAAGCCUUACCUGUUGGACGCCUUUACAUUUGGCAGCUGCAAAGGGCCACCCCGACGUCGUGCAAAUGCUGCUGAACGCACAUGCUUCGGUGGAUGUGUGGAAUGCACAAGGCCAGACGCCCCUACACGAGGCGGCCAACCAUGGCCAUGCUUCAGUGGUGCAACUUCUACUGGCCGCCCGAGCCUUCGUGGACGUGACCGAUGAUGCCAGCCCAAGGAAGUGCGGCCUCUGCUGGACACCCUUGCACUUUGCCGCAGCCGAAGGUCAUCCAGAGGUGACAGAGAUCCUCUUGCAGGCUAAGGCAUCCAUCAAUGCUGAGGAGAGGUUACAGGGCGAUACUCCGUUGCAUUUGGCAGCAAACGAUCGCCAUGCUGGGAUGGGGAAAGAGGGUUCCGUGGAAGGUCACCACCGAGUGGUGCAGCUGCUUUUGGCUGCUGGAGCAUCCGCAGAUGUGCCGAACCGUCGAGGCCGAACCCCUUGCGACAUUGCACAAAAGAACGGCAAGACCAAAGUUCUUGGAGCACUGCAGCCCGUUCACGUUACUUUAUUAAGUGGACGUUGCGCCAUGUGUGAUCCAUCUCCGGACCGCCAUUUGAAGGACUUGAAAGAAGAGGCUGAGCAACAACUUGGUGUGAAGAUUGGACAGCUCCUGACAAGCUCCGGUGAGAAACCGCCGGACUUUAUGACCUUGGCCCAAGCAAAAAUCAGCUAUGGAGAUCUCCUGCAUGCGGUUGUUGCCCGAGAAGAGGAGGAAGAUGCUGCAUCCAUGCCGGUUUGUGAUGAUUCAGACGUGGAGGCCUCGCUGGCCUCAUCGGAAAGUGACUCCCUCGGUACCAAGCCGCCAACUCAGACCCCACACGGUGCAUACAACUUGCAAGAUCCGCGGCAGCUAGUAGAGCUCCUCAUCAAUGCGAAGAUUGGGUUGAUACGCCUGGAUUACUUGCGUGAACUGCGCCAUCGUGGGGGACAAUUUCCUCGUCGGCAAGAAGCUGACUUGGAAAGGACCACGGCUGGCCAACCAGCCCUGGUACAGAUCGAGGAGUUGCGCAGCCUUGAGUUUGAUGAGUUGGGCAAUGCAACUACCUUUAUCAUGAAGCCGUCGCCACGCAGAGUAACUGUAGUUUUUGAAUCUAUCUCACAUGCUUGGGAGAGUAUGGAACAUCCGGAUCCUUGGGGCUUUCAGCUUCAUUCGAUCACGCAGAUUGAGCGAUCUACAUCUUCCAAUCAGGUAGUGUGGCUCUUCUAUGACUAUACCUCCCUUUAUCAGUAUGGCGAGCGGACGGAGCUACAGGAACAUCUCUUCCGACAAGCACUUGAUCAUAUGCACACCUUGUAUGCGCAUGAAGCAGUCAAGGUUCACAUUCUUGAUGAGCUUACACCAGCCACAUGGAAGCAUCAGGGCUCGAUUCAAGCAUACUCUGAACGAGGACGUGCAGUGCUGGCAAUGUCUAUUGAUCAGCUCAAGCUGAAUACUACGCCCUACAUGCUACGAGGAUGGUGUCAGGCGGAGAUGCAGUGGGCAAGCCUAAGGAUCUCACUGGAAAGAUCAUUCCCUCUGCCGCCAGAGCUGUUCCGGAAAAGGGUGGAUGAAUUAGGCCUCCAAUUCACACAUCAAGACGACAAAGAACUAGUGAUGAAGCUCCAGCAAAAGGUAUUUGAGGAAAAAGUCUUGAGUACUAGACAGCUUGAAGUGGCCGGGAAUCUUAACGAGGAGGCACUUGAAGUCCUUUGUGCGGCCUUGCCUUUUUACAAAGAGCUUGAUGAGAUUGUCGUAAAUGGCAACAGGCUCUCAGGAAGUGCAGCAGUGGCCGUGGUGCGGACCCAAGCGAAGUUCCUGCAGAUGGAGUCGUGUGGGCUGAAGGAUGAAGAUGUGGAGCGUUUGGUGCUGGAAUGGAAGUCUUCCCGAGCAGAGAAGAUCUAUACUUGGCGAACAACGACUUUGGCCACAAGGGUUUUCAAGCUCUGA